Cuscuta europaea is the source of this 2138-nucleotide messenger RNA. Lineage: Eukaryota; Viridiplantae; Streptophyta; Magnoliopsida; Solanales; Convolvulaceae. The record is from the annotation of a GenBank genome assembly.
GCCAGACAUAAAGAACGUUUUAGUUGCUCCGUAUUUUCUUCAUCGCUAAUUAUCAAAAGUAAAAAGAACUUCUAGUAAGAUUAUAUUCUUACUGGUAUUUCAAUUCCCAAUUUUCACAUCUUCUUCUAUAGCUGCUAACUAGCUCCUCCACCUCCUUGACAAUAUGAUCAUGAGACUAUUAUUGUUUUUGCUCCAACCCUUCUUCUUCUUUGUGGCGGCGAAUUCUUCAACCGCCACGACAGAUGACAGUAUUGUUGCAGGAGCGGCGGCGGUGGCGAUGAAGUCACAGAAUCACACCGGAAUCUCGGAGUUCCGGUUACUGAACAGAAAACGUCUGCUGGAGUGCAAGGACCCCAACCGUUACCUUAAACUGUGGGUAGAACUCUCCAAUGACAAUACAAAUCCCAACCAGCAGCGGAAGCUUUCUGAUGAAGAAACAGUUACAGUUCAUGUUGAUGGAGUGAUGAUUCCCUCUUCAACCGACUGGGUUGCCCUUAUUUCUCCUUCCCAUUCUGAAGUUUCAGAUUGUCCCUGGAAUUGGCUCAAGUACAAAGAGACCGGAGAUUUUAGCAAACUUCCUUUGCUUUGCCACUAUCCUGUAAAGGCACAAUAUGUGAGUAGUGAUCCAAAUUACCUAAGCCGCAACAACAACAACAAGGAUUGCCAUAAUUGGAUUUUCAAAAAAUGUUUGCUUUGGACUUACAAUGCCACACUACAAUUCCAUGUAAUCAAUAUCAGAACAGAAAUCCAAUUUGUAUUGUUUACUGGUGGAUUUAAGACCCCAUGCAUCCUGAAGAGAUCUGAUGCAUUCUCCUUCUCCAACCCAAAUAGCCCUUUGUAUCCUCACCUUUCCAGCAUCGAUUCAAGCGCAACCUCGAUGAGAGUGACGUGGGUAAGUGGGGAUAAAAGUCCUCAACAACUUCGCUAUGGUAAUGGAAUAGCACAAACAUCUCUAGUUACCACCUUUACUCAAAACCAGAUGUGCGGUCUUGCCAAUACAACUCCAGCUGUGUCCUUUGGAUGGCAUGAUCCAGGAUAUGUUCAUUCAGCUGUCAUGACAGGCCUACGUCCUUUAACCACAUAUAACUAUACGCACGGAAGUGAUUCAUGUGGUUGGAGUAAAAGUAGCACAUUCAGAACCCCUCCUGCUCGAGGAUCAAAUGAGGUCAAAUUUUUAGCAUUUGGUGAUAUGGGCAAAACUCCUCUUGAUAAAUCUAUAGAACACUACGCCCAGCCAGGAUCCUUGUUAGUGGUAGAAGCCAUGGCACGGGAGGUACUGUCGGGGAAUAUAGACUCCAUAUUCCACAUUGGUGACAUAAGCUAUGCCACGGGGUUCUUAGUGGAGUGGGACUACUUUCUGCACCUCAUCACUCCAGUUGCUUCACGCAUUUCUUAUAUGACUGCAAUUGGGAACCAUGAGAGAGGUUCUAGAGACAAAAGAUCGGUUUAUAAAAAUCUAGAUUCGGGCGGGGAAUGCGGAAUACCUUAUGAGACAUAUUUUCCCAUGCCAACAUCAGAAAAGGAUAAGCCCUGGUAUUCCAUAGAGCAAGGACCCGUUCACUUCACUGUCAUUUCCACAGAGCACAAUUGGGCCCAAAGUUCAGAGCAGUAUGAAUGGAUGGAGAAGGACAUGGGUGCCAUAGAUCGAGCAAGAACACCUUGGUUAAUAUUUAUGGGGCACCGUCCCAUGUAUUCCUCCACCGUAUCAUCGUUGGGCAGUAACGUAGAUACAGAAUUUGUCAAUGCAAUAGAGCCACUGCUGUUACGCUACAUGGUUGAUCUGGCAUUGUGGGGUCAUGUUCAUAACUAUGAGAGGGUGUGUCCUAUUUAUGAUAAUCAAUGCAAAUCAAGUCCUGAAUUUGCAAACGGAACAUACACUUAUUAUAACGCAAAUUACACUGCACCAAUUCAUGUGGUUAUCGGAAUGGCUGGCUUUACAUUGGACCCCUCCCCUACCACUGCUGCUAAUUGGAGCUUGGUAAGAAUGUCUGAAUAUGGAUAUGCAAGACUGCAUGCAACAAGAGAAGAUCUGAAAUUUGAGUACGUCGAUGCAACAGGAUAUGUGAGAGACAGCUUCCGAGUCACCAAAACCAUGAGAAAAUAGACAGAUAGCAUCUCAACUAAAUAUAUUGUAAACU